AUGGCGGAUAACCUGAGGAAACUGGUCUCCAACGAAUCUUUAAGAUCGAUGCAGGACCAGCUAGAGUCCUGGCUGAGGGAGUACAACACGAACUCAUGUGAUCAAAAUCUAAAUCAUUGCCUCGAACUCAUUGAACAAGUCGCCGAAGUGCAGAGACAACUCUUUGGGAUCUUCACUACAGCAGCCCAAGAAGGAGGACAUUAUGAUGGUGUGGAAACAAUCAAAUCGCGUCUUUUGCCUUGGCUGGAGGCCUCCUUUACUGCUGCUUCCCUAGGAAAACCUGUCGACAGCAAGGUGUCCUCUCUACAGGACACGUUUGAUAAGGACGGACCUAAAGAGUCUGGCGCUCGGGAUCGGGACAUACAACAAUUAGAUGCUGAUUUGAAUGCAACUCGUCAUCAACUCAACCAGGUUCAAGACGAUAUGGCUGAAACUGAAAAGACUCUUCAAGAAACCAAGAACAGAUCGGCCAUAUCCCUUCUGACUGCAGAGGAGGAAAUAAAUCAGCUAAGAAAGCAGCUUAAAUCUCUUCAAGCCCAGGAGGAAUCUCGCCACAGACACUCAGAGCAUGGGAGCUCAGAGAAGCGGGGCUCCGAGCGUAGGAGAGAGGAGCUGCGGGGCUCGGAGCAGAUGGGCGCGGACGGGUGGAGCGUAGACCAGCGGAAGGCAGAAGCGAUAUGCGAUUAUGAGAAACAGCUCCGAACGCUGAAGGACGAGAUAGCUGUUCUGUCCGCUGAAAAAUCUGUACUCCAAGGAAGGACCGCCAGGAGCCGGUCUCCGAGCCCUGACCCUCGCAGCCACGGCCGCAGCCGCAGUCACGGCCGCAGCCGCAGCCGGUCCACCAGCCCCAACACCGCGGUCGCGAAGGUCAGGAGCCCGUCUCCGAGUCGCGCCAAACUGUCCAGCGUGGCGCGCAAGGCCGCCCUGCUGUCCCGGUUCAGCGACGCCUAUUCCCAGACCCGCCUGGAUGCGCAGUGCCUGCUGCGGCGCUGCAUCGACAAAGCCGAGACGGUGCAGCGGAUCAUCUACAUCGCGACAGUGGAGGCGUUCCAUGUAGCUAAAGUGGCAUUCAGACACUUCAAGAUCCGUGUGAGGAAAUCGCUGACACCGUCUUAUGCAGGGUCAAAUGACUUUGAGGAUGCUGUCUUGGAUUAUAUCAUUUGUCAUCUUGAUCUAUAUGAUUCCCAAAGCAGUGUUAAUGAUGUGAUCCGAGCCAUGAAUGUCAAUCCCAAGAUUUCAUUCCCUCCUGAAGUUGACUUUUGCCUCCUCAGUAACUUCAUCCAUGAGAUAUGUUGCAUCGCCUUUGCAAUGCAGACUUUAGACCCACCCCUCGAUAUUGCAUUUGGGGCUGAUGGAGAAAUUUUUAAUGAUUGCAAGUACCGUCGAAGCUAUGACUCCGAUUUCACGGCUCCCUUGGUCUUCUAUCACGUAUGGCCUGCUAUCAUGGAGAAUGACUGUAUCAUUAUGAAGGGAGAAGCUGUCACCAGGAGAGGGGCUUUUUGGAACUCAGUGCGAUCUCUAAGUCGAUGUCGAAGCAGGAGUUUAAGUCCCAUCUGCCCUCGUAGCCGUAUUAGUUUAAGCACGAUAUCUCGAAGCCGGAGUCCUUCUCCAAUAAGAUAUGGAUUGCCAAGCCCUGCUGCUGACCUCAGCCGCCGCACUGGAGCCUUCUUCAUUCAUGAGGUCCUGGAGUCGCCCCCUGAAAUCAAACCUCUGACCCUGUCCCACCCCGUCUACCACUCAUGUCUGAACUUCAGUUCUACAUAG
Messenger RNA from Eubalaena glacialis (North Atlantic right whale), 1764 nucleotides. RefSeq names its product spermatogenesis associated 18 (gene SPATA18). The coding region runs from base 1 to 1764 and encodes 587 amino acids. Lineage: Eukaryota; Metazoa; Chordata; Mammalia; Artiodactyla; Balaenidae. The transcript has 13 exons. Gene Ontology annotation, biological process: mitochondrial protein catabolic process; mitophagy by internal vacuole formation. The record is from RefSeq and is a predicted model, not a curated record. Gene Ontology annotation, cellular component: mitochondrial outer membrane.